UGCGGCCCACCCUCCGGUUGCUAAGGCGAAACUGCUGUUGCUGCUGCUGCUGAAGCUGCUGCACUCGCCGUAGCUCCAGAGUCUCACAGCAGCCUGCACAGGGAUAGAUGAUGCCCUGCAGCCACAGACAGACAGCAGUGUGAGGGGACUCGGCUGAAGUGAAUCUCAGUCAGCGGACGUUUUCAGAGUGGUUUGUUUGUGAGAACUGCUCGGAAUGACUUGAAUUGAGGAGCGUUUUUGGAGAGCAGAGGGCCACGCGUCUUCACUCCGCUAGAGCAUCAACUUGCAGGUGUUUUCCGACAGGCGUCGCACCGACAAGCUCGCUGAAUUAGCCAGGAACAGCAAAAAUGCGUGAAUAAUUCAGCUUUUGGGAUACAGAUUUAGGCUUUAAGCUCUUUUUACUCCUCGCUCGAUGCAGUACUUUGGGUGUUUUAACUUGGGAACCCACUGUUUUUGUCCUGUGUUAGCUAUAAUGCUUAACUAUACUGCUGUUAUCUGACAUUAUCUGAAAUUAGCCUGCUCUCUACAUCUCUCUAUACAUAAACACUCAGAAUGAAGGCUAUAGUGAAUUUGGAGUGUCCACAGAGGCUGUGAGUAAAGUCUACUCUGAUACAUUUCUUUAAAAAAUACAGGGUUGGCUUCUUUUCUUUGAUCACAAAAAAUAUUUUGUUAUUGCUGCUUGUUAAUAGUUUAUAUUGGGGCUGCAACUGAUGAUUAUUUUGGUACUGGACUAUUUUGGUACUGGACUAUUCUAUUCUACUAGUCGAUUAGUCAACGAUUAUUUCUGCCAUGUUCUCCACCUCUAAGAACAAUGGAAACAGCUGGAUAUGAUUUAAAAUACAUUUAAAUGUUUAGAUAUUUAGUGAGUAAAUAUGUAAUCUGUUGUGUUUGGAUACUUUUGGAGUUGAGUAUAAACUGUGUGAGUCAGACAUUUACCCAUCUCCCAUUGCCUUUCUGUCCCUAGCAGUUUGUGUAAUGCAGGACUGUUACAAAUGAACAAUUAGUCAACAAUGAAAUUUAUAGUCGACAAAUUUAAUUAAUCGACAUUGUCGCUCAUAUCGACUAAUCGUUGCAGCCCUAGUUUGGAUUAGCCAGCUAAAUAAAUAACUAACCUAUAUAGCUAGCUACUAUAAGCCAUGUGGCCAAUGGUUUAUGCCUUUACAUUUUUCAGUUAAUUAUAGUUUGCUGUUUAUUAGCUAGUUAGCUAACCUAGCUAACUAAAUAACCUAGUUAGAUAGAGCUGGGUUAUUUAGUAGAUCAGCAAUUUGUAGUAGUCAAACACCUAGACAAACAAAGUCAGCUGUUAUUGCUGUUUAUUAAUUAUUUGGGGUUAUUGUAGCCAGCUUACUAACUAAAAAGGUCUUGACAUUCAGUAGUAGUUAGUUAAUUGUUUGCAGAAUAUUAGUUAGCUAGCUAACUAGUUAACUUAGCUUGGUUAUUUUUCAAAUUUAGCAAAUUGUGUAGUUAAACUAGACAAACAAAUAGACAAAUAUUAGUUAGCUAGCUAGUAUAUGAAAUUUACUUUGCUGACCAACAAGAAACUUGUGUGCUUUAACUAGCUUUAUAUAGCUAAAAUAGUAUAUUUAUAUAUUUUUACCAUGUAGAAACAUAGCCCUGUAUGUCACGUUGUUUCAGAUAUCUGUUAUAGUAAUCUUCUUAUGUAGCUAAUCAACUAGAAGUCUUUAGUAAACUUUACAUUUUAAACUUUACAUUAAAAAGAACUCAAUAAGAGGUACAGAAAAAAUACUAUUUCUAUUAGUUAUUACAGAUCAUUUUCAUAAAUCCAUUUUCUAAUCCCAAAAUAAUGUCAUGCAAAUAAGUACAAUAAUAUCAGUAAAUAAUAAAGGAUAUUAUUGUCAUUUUAGGACCCUUUAAUGAAUCUGCUAAUAAUAACAUAAUAAUAACAAUGCUAUUCCACUCUUUAAAAGUUCAAAGAACUUUGGAUUUGCAUUUCAUUAAUAAUAUUCAGACAUUUGAAUGAAAUUGGAAUUAGGAUAUAAAAUGCUUAAAUAUACAAAAUAGCAAAACACAGGCUUAUUCACACUGAAAGCUGCGAUAUUGCAAUGUGCAGUAUUGAGGUCAGCAAAGGUUAUGUUCAUGUAUUAUACUAAAGUUGUCAGUUAAAAUGUCUUAAAUCAAAUAAAACAUGUAGAAAAAAUGACUCCAACAUGUCCUGAUCUCCCUGCACUUGGAGUUAGUGUUUAGCUAAUGUUGCUUUCAAUUGUGACUACUUUCCAUUUUAAAUGUCUUUUCAUUAUGUGCUAUAAUGCAUGUAUGACCGAGGAGGUGUUGGACUCUUGUCUGCCUUAAAAAUUACAGACAUUUUGCGAAGCAAAGAAAAACCAGAGGCCUUGUGGAUGUUUGUUGGAGAUUAUGAAAGAAUGAAAGAGUACUGUUUAAAAGCUGAAGUGCUAUAAACAAAAUACAACACAAAAAAAAAAAACAGCAAAUUAAACAAAGGAACGAGCACUUUGCCCAACACGUGGUGAAAGCUGGCAGUGUGACACUCUACUAUGCCUUUACCAAGUCCACCCCAGUUGCGGGUUGGAAACACAAUGGUCUGUUUUCCUUAAUCAAGUAUGCUUCACUUUCACACACUGACUCACACACAUGCAAGCACACACACACACACACACACAGGUGGAUCGUCCUGCAUAUCGGAUUAUGAGUUCCUUUUGCUCAAAGCUGAUACUCAGCAGUCAUGUGGAGCCCUUGUCUGAGCCACCUGAGGUUGCUUUUCUAAGCCUCGUCCACUGCUGUUAUGACGGCUCCUCUGCUUUGGCCCCUUGGAUUUUGAUGCUGCAAGCUGGCGCUGGAGAGCUAAAUGGCCAGUAAGACACGGAUUUAGCAGUUUUACAGGACAUUUUUUUCCUCCCGGAGAAUCUUAGAUGAAGCGGGAUUGUUUGCGUGUUGGCAGUCCCACACGGAUUUAGAGAAGCAAGAAUGCCUUUAAGAAAAAGAGAUACGACCCGAGCUUUAGGGUUGCUGGAAGACUACUGCUCCAAGCUGAAGAAGCCAGAGGAACAGCAGCUGAAAUCUGCUAUUCAGCGAGUGGUGGGCAUCUUCAGGAGCAGCCUCUUUCAGGCUCUUAUAGAUAUCCAGGAGUUUUAUGAGGUGACCCUGUUGAACACACAAAAGAGCUGUGAGCAAAAGCUGGAGGAGGUAAACCACAUGGCCGAGCAGUGGGAGCACUCGACCACUGACUCUCCGACCACGCACCCGCAGCCAGCAUGCGCACAGCCAGAGGUGAUGGAGAAGAGCCAUGUGGAGCUGAGUGUGGAGGAGUCGGCAGCCGACAGCAGCACAAAUGCAGAGAACAGGCCGCCGGCGGUUCAGGGUAACCAACAGCAGCCACCCCAUUCUCCGGCCUGUAUGAACCCCAACCCCGCCCUGAUGAACUCGCCCUGGUACCGCUAUCAGGAUGACGAGUCUCCGCCUCCUGAGCACAGCUUCCCGCGGCUGACCAAUGAGGUGCGAGCGCCCGAGCUGGUGCACGUGUCAGAGAAGAACCUGUCGGAGAUCGAGAAUGUGCAUGGCUACGUCUCCCAUUCACACAUCUCACCACUCAAGCCUGCGUUGGUUACCCGGUUUGAUCUAACAUACCCGGGGGUGACCGCUGCAAACUACCUGGCAAGCCCUGCACCAAUUAUAGUCAACACGGACACUUUGGAGUCGGUACCUUACGUUAACGGGACAGAAAUUGAAUAUGAAUUUGAAGAAAUCACCCUAGAGCGGGGUAACUCAGGUUUGGGCUUCAGUAUAGCAGGCGGGACAGAUAACCCUCACAUUGGGGACGACCCCGGAAUCUUCAUCACCAAAAUCAUCCCUGGUGGAGCAGCAGCUGAGGACGGCAGACUUCGGGUGAAUGACUGUAUCCUGCGUGUGAAUGAAGUAGACGUGUCCGAGGUUUCCCACAGCAGGGCGGUGGAGGCGCUGAAGGUUGCUGGCUCCAUUGUUAGGCUGUAUGUACGCAGAAGAAGACCCAUGCUGGAGACCGUGGUGGAGAUCAAACUCGUCAAAGGACCAAAAGGGCUGGGGUUCAGUAUCGCAGGCGGAGUGGGGAACCAACACAUCCCAGGUGAUAACAGCAUCUAUGUCACCAAAAUCAUUGAUGGUGGAGCGGCGCAGAAGGAUGGCAGGUUACAGGUUGGCGACAGACUCCUGAUGGUAAAUAACUACACCCUGGAGGAGGUCACCCACGAGGAGGCCGUAGCCAUACUGAAGAACACGGCAGACGUUGUGUAUUUGAAGGUGGGGAAGCCCACUAGUGUUUACCUUUCCGAUCCCUAUGGGCCUCCCGAUAUUACCCACUCGUUUUCCCCUGCUAUGGAUAAUCAUAUCUCUUCUGCUGGUAAUAAUGGGACUCUGGAGUAUAAGUCCAGUCUUCCCCCCAUCUCCCCCAGCCGCUAUUCGCCCCUGCCGCGCCACCUGCUAGGGGAGGAGGACAUUAACAGGUUGGAUGGCUUUUCAUUCUUACGAAAUCCCUCCUUAGAUGACGGGGAGGGCCACAGGUUUGAUUCCCAGCACUUCCAGUUGAGGCCUCCAGAGCCCGUUUACAGCACUGUGAAUAAACUGUGUGAUCGCGCCCCCUCUCCCCGUCACUACUCCCCCGUGGAGUUCGAUAAAAGCCCAAUGCACUCCAUCCCUUUCCCUCACUACCACAUAGGUCUGCUCCCUGACUCCGACAUCACCAGGGAACCCAGGAAGAUCGUGCUGCACAAAGGCUCCACCGGCCUGGGCUUCAACAUCGUGGGCGGCGAGGAUGGCGAGGGGAUCUUUGUGUCCUUCAUCCUGGCUGGGGGUCCGGCAGAUCUCAGCGGAGAGCUACGGAGAGGAGAUCAGAUCCUGUCUGUUAAUGGCAUUGAUCUGCGAGGGGCCACUCACGAGCAGGCUGCAGCCGCGCUUAAGGGGGCGGGACAGACGGUCACCAUCAUCGCCCAGUACCGACCUGAGGAGCUUGCGUUGUGCUCUCCGCGCCGGGCCCCGCCUCCAGCCGCAGAGUACGGACGCUUCGAGGCCAAAAUUCAUGACCUGAGAGAGCAGAUGAUGAACCACAGCAUGAGCUCUGGAUCAGGAUCCCUGCGAACCAAUCAGAAACGCUCCCUUUAUGUGAGGGCACUGUUUGACUAUGAGCGGGCGAAGGACAGCGGUUUGCCCAGCCAGGGUCUCAGCUUCCGUUACGGAGACAUCCUGCAUGUCAUUAAUGCUUCUGAUGACGAGUGGUGGCAGGCGAGGAGAGUCACUCCAGAUGGAGAUAGUGAGGAGAUGGGUGUCAUCCCCAGCAAGAGAAGGGUGGAGAGGAAAGAGCGAGCUCGCCUAAAGACAGUCAAAUUCAACGCAAAGCCUGGCAGUAUCGACUCUAAAGGGUCAUUCAGUGACAAACGUAGAAAGAACUUCAUCUUUUCACGAAAGUUCCCUUUCUACAAGAACAAGGAGCUGGACGAGCAAGAUGGCAGCGACUCGGAACGGAGUCAAGAGGAUCUGAUCCUGUCUUACGAGCCUGUGAUUCGGCAAGAGAUUAGCUACGCCAGACCUGUUAUUAUUCUGGGGCCCAUGAAGGACAGGAUCAAUGAUGACCUCAUCUCUGAAUUCCCCGAUAAGUUCGGCUCAUGUGUGCCACCGGAUAACAGUUCAGGGCAAACCGAUACCACAAGAGCAAAGCGGGACUACGAAGUGGACGGGCGAGAUUAUCACUUUGUAACCUCGCGAGAGCAGAUGGAGAAGGACAUCCAAGAGCACAAGUUCAUCGAGGCCGGACAGUACAACGACAACCUGUACGGAACCAGCGUCCAGUCAGUCAAAUACGUGGCUGAAAGGGGGAAGCACUGCAUACUUGACGUAUCUGGAAACGCCAUAAAACGACUACAAGUAGCACAACUCUACCCUAUUGCCAUCUUUAUAAAGCCUAGAUCCAUUGAAUCUUUAAUGGAGAUGAACAAGAGGUUGACGGAGGAGCAGGCCAAGAAGACGUUCGACCGUGCCAUGAAGCUGGAGCAGGAGUUCGGGGAGUACUUCACAGCGUUGGUGCAAGCAGACACAUUGGAGGACAUUUACACUCAAUGUAAGAUGGUGAUAGAGGAGCAGUCUGGACCUUAUAUCUGGAUUCCCUCCAAAGAGAAGCUAUAAGGAAUAUACUGCCCUGCCAGGGACCUUGGACUGCAAGAAAAAAAAACAACAAAAAAGAACAAAAAAAACAACAACAAAAAUACAACAAAAACAACACAUAGGCAUAAUUUGUAACAUAUGAUAAAUUAUUAUGGUAAUGUUUAUUGUUGAUAAUUAUAGUGAAGACUCUUUUAUUUUUUCGUUUUGUUUUAUUGUUUGUUUGUUUAUGUCUGUUUUGUUUUUCACUUUCAAUAUGAAUGUUCCUGAAUGUACACCACAAAGUGUUGGAAACAUUUUUGGCCUCGAUAAAAAGGACUGUUUGUAUAUUUAUUGGUUUAGUAGUUUUACGAAUCGAGAAAAUAAUCCAUCCAGCGCGUUGAGGAACUUCAGCUUGUUUCCGUUCGCGGCUCAUUUUCGGCUGGAAUUUUCCGACAGGGAAGGACGGAGCGCGCAGGUCAGGACACCGCAAGAUGGAGGAGUUUUACACCGCCGCAGCCUCCCAGAGGAAAUCGUCCUAACGAUAUCAGCUUGCCCUGCCCCUGCAGGUCUGCGUUUCCCUCCCUCCCUCUCUCUCUCUCUCUCUCUUUCGCUCUCUCUUUUUCACUCCACAGCGCUCCACAUCUCACCCGCUCUGGGAUCUAUGCACUUCCCCUCGUCACACUCCAUCUCUCUCCUAUUAUUCAGACAUUGCUUUCGUAUUUAUUAUUUUUUUCCCCCUCAUCACCAUUUCCCCGCGCCAUUCGAGCGUCUCCUUAAAGAUUUCUAGUUUGAAAUUGUUAAACUGUACAUGUAGCUACGUUUCUAAAACAGAACUUUCAGAACAAGUCAACAGAUGCUUUAAUUAGUGUAAACUGUAAAAGGGAUACAACUGGGUAUAGGAAAUAUGACACUAUAUUUUGCUAUUUAUAUUGAUAGAGGGCACAACAGCACAGAAAUAUUUAUAAAGAUAAUGUAUAACUUUGUUUAAAAAAAACUACUUUUGGAAAAAAAAAACUGAUUUUACUGCUGUAAGAUAUAGUCUUGUGGUAGAUGUAGUACCGGCGCACCGGUGGGGAUGUUGUGUUUCCUGUGGCCCCUGGUUUUCAGCAAGGGAAUGCCUGUGUCUGAUCUGUGUGUUUUUGAGUGAAUGAAUGAAUGUGUGUUUCAGUGUGAGUGUGUGUGCGCGUGUGGUAGGGAAUGCAGUGUGGUGACCAAUACAUUUUUCUGUAAUCUGACAUCUGAGCCAGAUUUAUAGUGUCUAGACUGAACCCAGUUCUCAAAGCGAAUUCUUAUACAGGGUUGAUUGGAGUUGAAUCCAGAUCAAAGAUGCCCAAAUACUUUGUCUUCAGAAGGGAAAAGGCCAAAAAGACAAAACAAUACACAAUAUACUUAGAAAAGUAUAUUCUAAACUACAUUUAAAAGUAAAAAAUAUCUUACAUUACACUACAUCUUGAUGCUUUUUUUAUGUACAUUUUAAAUGCAUUAUACAAAGAAAAUCAGUAAAUUAAACUUACCAAAUCCUUAAAAAUGGUUCUUCCAGGGUUCUUUGGUAAAUACAGUGCUUAUUUUAAUGCUAUUUAGUUCUAAACCAUUAUGUUUCUGGUUAUAAUUUUUUAUUUUUUCCUUUACAGAUAAGGAAACAUUCAUGUUGGUUCUUUAAGCCAUUUUGGGCAGCCUUGAUCUAGAUCCCCCCCCAAAUCAUUACUGCCUUCCUUCCCAACAGGAUAAGAACCCCCAUACAGAAUGCUGUUACUGUUAUAUAAUAAUAAAUCAAAUUUAAAUUAGAAUUUAAUGUAACGCACCAACUUUUGGAAUUUAGUUUAAUUAAGUGUCAUCAAAUACUGGGCCCAAAGCCACUCAAAAAUGUGUAACCGCCUUCUAACACAAGUAGACCCCUCACAUUUUUGUAAAUAUUUUAUUAUAUCUUUUCAUGGGGCAACACUGAUGAUACAACAGUUUGAUACAGUGUAAAGUAGUCAGUGUUCAGCUACAAUAUAACAGUGUAAACUUGCUGUGCCCUUAAAAUAAUUCAACAUACAGCUGUUGACGUUUACAUAAAUGUAAGAGGUGAGUUCACUUUUGUGAGAAACUGUUAAAAUGCUAAAAAAUAAAGGAGCUUUAAAUGGUUCCUUGAGCGAUGCCAUAGAAGAACCACAUUUUUUAAUCUUUAAAUGGGUGAAGAACCAUCCUUUACAUCAACUUUAAAAUUAGAAAUGAGUCUCUUUAGUCUCCUAAAAAAAUUCUACACACUCACAUCUUCUUUAAAAACACCUAAAGUGGUUCUUCUUUAAUGGAAUCAAUCAAAGAACCAUUUGUAUUACACUUACAUUUUAAAAAGUGUGCAGAAAUGAGAUAAGAUCUAAAUCUAAGCAGGCUGAGGUCAUGAAGCUGGCCCGUUACGCUGCUUACAAGGUUUUUUGUUUUUGUUUUUGGUUUUUUUCCCUGACAUACUUACACACAUGCACACACACACAAACCUGUUUACAAUGCAUGCAUGCACUGCAUAAAUCUCUGCGAACUGAAUCAUGCUGUGUAAGUAGCUUGCUUCCCCAUACAUACGCCCUGUAUUUUUUUUUAUCUACACGCAAUGAAGACAUGAGUACAUUCCCACAGCUGACGUUUAUAAGAACUGCGAAAGCACUAAUUCCAGGAAACUGUAGUACUGAGUUCAUUGUGAGAGAAGUGUGUGUGGGGCAAGAGGCCUGCUGACGUAUUGGUCACCACCACUUGCCUUAAAAAAAAAGAAACAAGUGUGUUUUUUUAACGCUCUGUCUUCCCACUUUUGUGGAUGUCAUCUUCUCGGUGGAUGACUGAGGACGUGAGGAUGGUGAGAGAAUGCUAUUGUGUAACGUUAUUAUCCUCGGAAGACAAAGAUCCGUAAGCAUGGCAUACACUGGAAAAUGGGAUGCAAUGAAUUUCUGUGCUUUUUCCACAUGAAUAAAAUAUAUCGACACAA
This is a messenger RNA of Astyanax mexicanus (Mexican tetra), 9040 nucleotides long. It is a transcript of the gene dlg2, whose product is annotated as discs, large homolog 2 (Drosophila). The coding region runs from base 2944 to 6126 and encodes 1060 amino acids. NCBI's taxonomy places the organism in Eukaryota, Metazoa, Chordata, Actinopteri, Characiformes, Acestrorhamphidae. The transcript is spliced from 30 exons. Gene Ontology annotation, molecular function: kinase binding. Gene Ontology annotation, cellular component: postsynaptic density membrane; neuron projection; neuromuscular junction. Gene Ontology annotation, biological process: chemical synaptic transmission. The record is from RefSeq and is a predicted model, not a curated record.